Molecule: messenger RNA, 5851 nt
Organism: Chelonoidis abingdonii (Abingdon island giant tortoise)
Lineage: Eukaryota; Metazoa; Chordata; Testudines; Testudinidae
Gene: SPTY2D1
Product: SPT2 chromatin protein domain containing 1
Biological process (GO): transcription by RNA polymerase I; nucleosome assembly
Cellular component (GO): nucleolus
Molecular function (GO): DNA binding; histone binding
Source: RefSeq, a predicted model, not a curated record
UCUAAAGGUGGUGACGUGUACGAGGUCAUAUAAGACGUUGGCUCGGCGCAGUCGUCGGCUGUGGGGGGCCGGAAGUGGUUAGGGGGGGGAGUCGCAGCUGGAGUGAAGCCUCCUCAGCUGGGAGGUCUGGGGCCCGUCUCGCCGCCGGACCCAGCCCCAGGCAGACAUGGAUUUCCGGGAGAUCCUGAUGGUGGCGUCUGAGCAGCAGGGGCUGAGCGCGGUGUCGAAAAGAUACAGUUUGGCAGUAGGCCCUCCCAAAAAAGAUCCAAAAGUCAAAGGUGUCCAUUCUGCAGCAGUGCAAGCUUUUCUGAGACGGAAAGAAGAAGAAAUUAGGGAAAAAGAACUAGAGGCAAAAAGGAAGAAGGAGGAACUUCUAGCUAAGCGUAUUGAACUGAAACAUGAUCGAAAAGCAAGAGCUAUGGCUUCACGGACAAAGGACAACUUUUAUGGCUAUAAUGGCAUUCCCAUUGAAGAGAAGCCUAAAAAGAGGCAGACUUGUGAAAAUGUCAAUCGAUGCACAGAUGCAGAAUAUAUGACAGAAGAUGAGGAAGAGCAAUUUGAAUACAGUCAGACUGAAUCUGAGCAUGAACCAGAGGAGUAUGAAGAGAAACCAUCCAAAGCUGCAGUGAAACCAAAGGCACUUCCCAAAAGUGCUCCUACCCCUAUGAACUUUGUAGAUCUUCUGAGGCUGGCUGAAAAAAAACAGUAUGAACCAGUAGAAAUAAAAGUAGUGAAAAAGACAGAAGAAAGGCCAAGAACAGCAGAAGAAUUGAGAGAAAAAGAAUUUUUGGACCGGAAAAACAAAAAAGGGGAAAUCCAGAAAGAGAAAAAAAAACCUGAAAAAGAGAUUAAGAAUGUAACUGCAUCAAGUUCUUCAAAUAAAGUGUUUUCUCAUAAAGAGUUUAUAAAUGCAAAACUUAGCAAAAACUCAGUGGAUAAACGUUCCUCUUCAAAAGGCAGUUUCCCUUCUCAGUGUGGUCCUGAUAAGAAAUCCACUGGACCUGUGUUUAGCGACAAACAUGCAAGGUCAUCAUCUUCCUCCAAAUCCAGUCAAGUGGAAAAAGCAAAAGUUACACAAAAUGAAUCUUUAAAAAGCUCAUCGAGAGGCAUCCAUAGUAAAUCUUCAGUCAAUGGAAUAGGAAAAUUUGGGUCAGGUGCACAUACACCAAGUUCAAAAGCACCCACUAAUGGGGCUCAGAAACUACAAUCUGCUAAAGAACCUAGUCUGAAAAAAUCUGCUUCUGUCCAUACAAAACUGGGUAGUGCAACACCCCCUCAGCAUGAAAUUGUUAAAAAUUCCAGCUCUGGGCGGCCGGGGAGCAGUGUGGGAAUGGGCAGGCCCGGGCGGCCGGGGAUCAGUGCAGGAACCGGUAGGCCGGCCAGCAGUGCGGGGACGGGCAGACCGGGGAGCAGUGCGGGGAUGGGUGGACCCGGGCGGCCGGGGAGCAGUGCGGGGAUGGGCAGGCCGGGGAGCAGUGUGGGAAUGGGUGAGCCUGGACGGCCGAGGAGCAGUGUGAGGACAGGACCUGGAAAGUCAGGCAGUUCAAGCGUGGGACCUGGGCGACCAGGCAGCAGCUCAGUUGCACCUCCAAAACCUAAAUGCACUGUUGUAUCAGAAACAAUCUCAUCUAAAAAUCUAGUCUCCAGACCAAUUAAUAUACCAAUGAAUGGAACGAGACCUUCUCCAGGGCAUAGACCAGUGUUUCAUCCACAAGGUCUUCCAAGGCCUUCUCUUCCACCUAUAAGUUAUAAAAGGCAAAUAGAAGAUGAUGAAGAGUAUGAUUCUGAAAUGGACGAUUUCAUUGAUGAUGAAGGGCAACCCCAGGAAGAAAUAUCAAAACAUAUUCGAGAAAUAUUUGGCUAUGAUCGGAAUAAAUAUAAAGAUGAAAGUGAUUAUGCCUUACGUUACAUGGAGAGCAGCUGGAAAGAGCAACAGAAAGAGGAAGCCAGGAGUUUGAGACUUGGUGUCCAAGAGGAUCUGGAAGAGCUGAGACGUGAAGAGGAGGAAUUGAAACGUAAGAAGCAGGCAAAGAAGCUGAGGACACGUUAACUGAUUUACAGUGGUUUUGUUCUGUUUUUCUACUAUCCUGGUCACUCCUUUGCCUCAAUAUUUCAGCUCCUCUUAUAGUAUAACUUUAGUUUUUAUUUGCUUAUUGGUGAGCAAGAUAAUAUGUAAAGGGAGGAGAGGGCAUAGAAAAACAAGGCUUUAGUUUGACCCUAAAAUAUUUAUUUUUAAUACUUGCCAGGGUUAAUUUUUUACAAAAAGAAACUAAUGCAGAUUUUUGGAAUAAAAGCUAUUAAUGAAUGUUUCCAUUGACUAAAUUAGUUCAAAAUGCCAGCAGAAAUAUUGACUAACUAUGCACUGGCUUGCAAGAUUUAUGUGGGCCCAUACACCAGUAAAUCAGACUUGCAUUCUUCAUUUGACGUGGGGAAAAAAAAGAUGAAUGCCAUUUAUGUUACUUUUGAGAGAUAAAAGUACUGCUUUGUGUCUUAAAUCUCCUGGAUUAGGAUCCCUCAAAAUAUUGAAAUAUCAUCUUUUGUUCAAAACAGCUUGGUUAUAAAUUUCAGCCAUUGCCAGUAAUGUUUAAAGCAAUAAAAUGAUAUGUUUUCCUGAUUUGAGAACCUUGUGUCUUAACAAAAAUAGUAAUUAAACAGAAGAACCUUUGAUUUCUAAAAAAUGCUUGUCAUUCAUUAUACCUUGCAUUUAGCAGUGUGACCAAGUUUGCAUUGGCAUUUUUUAUGUCUGGAAUGUCAAUGCCAAUCGAUUUCAGUAGAACACAAAUAAACAUUUUUCCUGGAAAACAGGAAUUUGCAGUGUUUGUAUAUAACUAGUGCUUUUUAGCUCAAGCAAAUGCUUAGGAAUUUUUUUCUGCCCUGCAAAUCUUAAAAUUGAUUUUACAGUUUCAUCUGUUUUUACACAUUGAGUGUACAGUACACUUAUGUUUUCUCUUGCAUUAAAAAUCAGGUUCUUUUAAAAUAUGAAGCAGUUAUUUAUGCAAGCAGUUGCAAAGUCUGGAAGAGUACAUUAGAAUGAAGUUGUGUGAAAUACAGAAUUUUCAGAUUUUUUUUAUGAUCAAGCCAAGAUGCAUUUGCAGUUCCUCUGAGAUAUCAAAUAAAUUUGCAGUUGUCAUGCUGAAUUCAACUAGUGAAUACUUCUGAUUUAAUUUUAGCGAACCAAAAAUUUAAAUGUAAUGUGUAUCAAGAGUUCCGCCCUCUCUUUUGAUGCCCAUAUUGCACCUUUAUUUCAAGCUAUGCACUACAAAGAUAAGUUUCCUCUCAGUAAAUAAGCAUGUAAACAAUAGGCACACAGUUCAUCUAAAUCUGCAGAGAUUGCACUCUGGGUUCACAGCCCUAAUCUAAGGAUGCAUUACUUUUUAGCCAGCAUGCUACAUAGUGUGUGGUCUCAUCUAUCACUACUCUACUCUGCUUCAAGUAUUAGCUCUCCAUUAGUAGUACUUCUACCAUUAGAUACUUGAACUGUUGCUAACUUCUAAUGCUAGAAGCAGUUGGCAAAGUGUUACAAGGUUAUUGGGGGUAAGUGGAAGAGACUGGCCAAGGAAUAAGGAGGAGGUGGGGGAAGAGAAAUUGCAUGCAAAAUGAAUAGAUACACAAGGAAGGAGGGAACUUAGCCUAUCAGAAGGCAUUUCUUGUCAUUGCUGCCUCCAGAAACACCAAUUCUGGCAUCAAAGUGGAAGGACCAAUAUUGGCAGCAGGUGACCUGACUGACUCACUGUAAGGAAAAAAGGGGCAUUGUCCCUAUCAUAAACUGUUUAUGGCAGUGGUGAAGCAUUCCAUCUUUUCAACACAUUUCUAAAACGAAUGAACCCUUUGGAUAGUGGUUACAGGUUUGUGUAGCAGUAAUUGACAGAGAUACCCAAACGAAGGUAAUUACCAGUGCACCUCUGUAUUUUUUUAAAAACUGUUACAUUGCAGAACAUAGAAACUGAUCCAUCUCUGUUGUACUUGCUAUAUAUAUAUAUAUAUAUAUACACACAUACACACACACACGCACACACAUGAGAUGAUGAAAGACACUGUAACCUGAUUGGUUGAUUAUUUACGUGCCAUUGUAUGUUUGCUCUGCUUAACGGGACCAGCUGAAUUGUUCGCUGUCGUUUCUAGAAUUAUCCACUCAAGACAGUGAAUGUUGGGACCAUGACCAAGUGGCUGUUCAUUUUUUUAAACUGAAUUGAACCUCUAGAUCUUUGUCAGCCCAGAUAACUAUAUUGGCCACGAACAAUCAUCUGAAUUGUUGAAAACUUUGGAAAUGAAAAACGUAUUCACUGUUUGAUCCACUGACAUUUUUUAAAGUGUGUAUUAAAAAAUGACACUUCUUAAAUAUUCAGUUUAGAGCUAAAUCUUCCUUUCAGAUAAAAAUAGGUGAAAUAAAGCCCUGAUUAUCCUUUUUUACUUCUGUAAUUGGCAGAGAUGCUGUAAUUACACUAUUACAAGAUUAUUUCAACUCUUUUAUCUUGAAAGCACCGUGUUGUCAUUUGUCUUGUACAAAAUGACUGGAAUAUCAUCUCGAUUGCCAGCCUUCCUCAAACACAGUACACCUUGUGCUGUAUUUGUUCCCUCAUAAAAUAAUUGUUAAAAAUUUUUUGAUAUUUCAUAUAGAAAUUUAAUUCACUCUUUGCAGUCAAGACAUACUUUCUCAUAGCUAGUAUGGGUUAUUAAUUUUUUUUAAACUUUGUACAAGUUACUAGAUUUUAAUUAACCUGUCUUUGUACAUUUACUGCAUUCUUACUGCUUGUAAAUCAGCUAGGAAAGUACUAAAAAAUUAUUUUAUAUCCAAAAAUCUAUUUACUCUCUACCAGAUAAUUAAUUUUAUUUUGUUCAUGUAGUCAAUAUCUGAUGAGAUUUCAAAAGACUUUGAAGUAAAAAACAAAGAAAACCCCAUUGCCUAUUCCUGCUUAUAAGGAUUACAUGUUAAGCUAGUGACGUUCAUCAUAAUUAAAUAUUUAUUUUAGUUUUUAGAUUUAAAUUCAGUGUUUGAAGAUGUGCCUUUUUUUUUUUUUUUUUUUUUUUUUUUUUUUUACUAAAUUGAGUCUAAAAAAAUCUAUUCAUGAAUGUAGGAGUAUACAAAAGUAAAGAUUAGUCUGUUUCUGCUCUCACAGAUGACAGAUCUUUAAACUGGAUAGUCUGAAAUGAUUAGUUUUUCAUAAAAUCUUUCCAGGUCAGGCUUCGACUGCACAAUUACAGUAACUAUUUCUUUACCUGUAUUACUAAAAGAAAUUAAGGGCACUUUGUAUUAGACUUUUUGAAAAUGUUUUGUAUUUACAAUUCAGCUGUGCUUAUACAUCACAGCACUGUCCUCAGGCGAUCAGGGUAGUGCAUCACAGGAAGCCUUAGUGUGCAGUGCUGUGCUUUAAAGUAGAAAUUUUUCAAAGUAGAUAGAAAUCUGUUCACUUGAGUCUGGAAUUAUUUUUGUGUAAACCCCAAAAUUGUGCAGGAAAACUUUUUUUUUUCAGUUUGAAACAUAAUUAGUAUCUGAAACAUAUUUCCCAAUGCAGCAGGAGGCCAAAACAGAGAGAGAAAAUAUAUGGAGAGAUACUGGUGAUUAAAUUGUGAUGAAUAUACUUGACUUUUAUUUAUUCUGGUACGUGUGAUGCGAUAUUGAAUUGUCAGCGUGUAAUUGAAUGCUUUCUGGUUUAGCCUAUCAUUUUCUUUGGGGGGUUCAUUUGUGCACAGUGUCUUUUUACAAAAUGUGACAAAUCAGGUAAAAACGUACAUAGCUUAACUGUUUUCUGGGUGCUGUCGAGAAAGUGUAUACUUUUACAUAUGCUGAGUGCAGAUAAAAGUUUUGCAUAUUAUGUAUAUAAUAAAUUACAGGUAUUAAACAUUUUAUUUA